AUGCUGUCAGCAGGAAAAGAAGACGACGAGCUUGAUAUUGGGAUCGCUACUCCAAAGAAGAUAAUCAAGCCAUACAGUAUUUCCUCAAGUCCUGUGGACCAACAGGAGUCUCCGGGCUAUACUCCAAAGUCUGCAGGUUCACGAUCAGAUCGAACAGAUGCUAGUCCUGAUGUUAGACCUAGGCAGUUUAAAGGUAGAUCAUCUCUUGUUUCCCUUGGAUCUAAUGAGUCAACACCCUCAAAGAUCCCAUCUCCCGUAAAACGGCCUACAUCAACCACAACAACACCAAACAGCAAGAUUCAGCCAAUCCCUGUCCAAUACUCGAAGAAUAAUUAUCCUAAUGCAAAUGCUUCGCCAAAACUUCCAGGUCUGUAUCCAUCUUCGAAUGUGUCGCCUGUCUCCUUGUCAAACGCCGCUUCAUCGACUUCGCUUGGCAAUCAACAACCUAGGUCAACUCCCGCUCCAAGGAAUGGAGCCAUUCAAUCAAAUAUAGGCAAAUCAACUACAGUAAAGCCUGCUGCACCAAGUCCGGGUCUUGCACAGCCAACAUCUAGUAGAAUGCCUCAAGCGCAGCAACCAAACAAACCUGUAGUCACAACUUGGAGAACAACCACAUCAACAAGCAUUCCUGUAAAACAGAAUGCUCCUAUUGCUCCACAAAAUCAAUUCCAAGGUGCCAAAUAUUCACCACGGCCACCAGAAAAGUACAUGCCACCUAUGCCAGCCCUCAAGCCUCAGCCCAUAUCUAUACCAUCUAGCUCGUCUUCACUUGUAGCACCGAAACGAGUUGCUCCCACCGCCGUAGCCAGGGCCAUCAUCUCAGGGACCGUAGAAGCUGGAAAGCAACAGGACUUGAGAGCAUUACUCGAAUCGAUACCUGAUGAUGAUCCAGAAAUGAGAGACGAGCUAGUGAUCCCAGAACUAGUUGUGAAGCUGUUGAGGCAUCAAGUUGUGGGUAUCAACUGGAUGAAGGAUCGGGAAGAGAAAUCAAAGGGUGGCAUGUUGUGUGAUGAUAUGGGUCUGGGAAAGACAAUUCAAGCCAUAGGAUUGAUUUGCUCAAACAAGCCAACUUCGCAGAAACGAAGAUCAACGCUGGUCGUCUCACCAUUGUCAGUCAUCAAACAAUGGGAAGAUGAAAUCUUGACGAGAUGCAGACGGGGAGCCUUGGAUGUACUAGUUCAUCAUGGCCCUAGUCGAACCAAGAGUGCAUCUGUGCUCAAGCAAUAUGAUGUGGUUAUCACCACCUAUGACACGGUUUCUGCAGAAUUCUCACAAAAGGCCAGGAAAAAGAAGAAUGACGAUAGCUCGGAUGACAAAGAACCCAACAUAUUCACUGCCGCGCCUGGAAAAGAAUCUGGACCUUUGAUGCAGGUUGAUUGGUUUCGUGUCAUUCUUGAUGAAGGGCAUAACAUAAAAAAUCACAACACUCAACGCGCUAAGGCUUGUUGUGCUCUCAGUGCCGAAAGACGAUUCCUUUUAUCUGGUACACCACUUCAAAACAAUGUCGAUGACUUGUUUUCUAUUCUUAAGUUUUUACGAAUCAAGCCUUGCAACGACUUGACCACCUUCAAAGUUUACAUCAGCAAUCCGUUGAAUCGCGGUCGAUCCAAAGAAGCUCUCCAAAAGGUUCAAGCCAUCUUGAAGGCUAUCAUGCUUCGCCGAAUGAAAACCACUCUUGUCGAUGGAAAACCAUUGCUCAACCUACCAGCUCGUGACGUAAAGCUCACAGCAUACGAGUUGGGAGGUGACGAACGAGAGUACUAUCUCAGUCUCGAAACCAAAAUGCAAAAGAAACUCAAGAAGUAUAUCAAGGCUGGUCAUGUCAAUGCGUCGAACGUUUUAGCGAUGUUGCUACGACUUCGUCUUUGCUGCAACCAUCCGUACUUGGUUGCGUACGAGCCAGAUAACUCAGAAGAUGUGUUGGCUACAGAGAUGAAAAGGGAUGGGAAUAAUGAUGAUGAAGCCGAUGUUGAUGGCCUAGUCAACAUGCUUGGAAACAUGGACGUCAAGACGAAUCAGUGCUCCAUUUGUCUAGAUCCAAUCGAGCCUGAAUCCAAAGACAAGCUUCACUGUUUGGACUGUACUAUACGCUUUGUCUCUCAUCAUGGGAACGAUAGUGGCAGCAAAUCAAAGAAUGGGAAGAAUGCUGCAAUGUUGGCUGAGUUGAGGAGGGCCUGGGUCUCAUCAACCAAGAUUGACGAAUUACUCUCGACUUUGGGUCAAAUUUACCGUGAAGAUGAUUCUUCAAAGACCAUUGUAUUCUCCCAGUUUACGUCCAUGCUUGAUAUUGUUGAGAUUCCUCUUGGAAGUCGUGGUUGGGCCUUUUGUCGCUAUGAUGGAUCUAUGACGUCUCAAGCACGUGAAGACGCUUUAAAGAAGUUCAGGACUGAUCCGAAACGAAGGAUUCUUUUGAUCUCACUUGGUUGUGGUAGUGUUGGUCUGAACUUGACUUGUGCAAACCGUAUCGUACUCCUUGACUUGUGGUGGAAUCCUGCACUUGAACAGCAAGCAAUAGAUCGUGUACAUAGAAUAGGCCAAACUAAGGACGUCCAUGUCGUCAGAAUGACUAUUAAGGAGACUGUUGAGGAACGGAUUCUGGCCUUGCAGGAAAAGAAGCAACAAUUAGUUUCUGCCGUCGAUGGUGUUGGCAAACUCAACAAGACAAAUGUUCAAGAACUCAUAUCCUUGUUUUCAGCUACUCCCAAAGAUGAAGCGGAUGGUGAUGGAGAAUGGGAAGACGGAGAAGAACUUGUAUGUGGAUGA
Molecule: messenger RNA, 2763 nt
Organism: Synchytrium microbalum
Lineage: Eukaryota; Fungi; Chytridiomycota; Chytridiomycetes; Synchytriales; Synchytriaceae
Exons: 13
Coding region: 1-2763 (920 amino acids)
Cellular component (GO): cytoplasm
Molecular function (GO): ATP binding; ATP-dependent chromatin remodeler activity
Source: RefSeq, a predicted model, not a curated record